Molecule: messenger RNA, 2666 nt
Organism: Leptinotarsa decemlineata (Colorado potato beetle)
Lineage: Eukaryota; Metazoa; Arthropoda; Insecta; Coleoptera; Chrysomelidae
Product: dynamin
Biological process (GO): synaptic vesicle budding from presynaptic endocytic zone membrane; receptor internalization
Cellular component (GO): plasma membrane; cytoplasm; microtubule
Molecular function (GO): GTP binding; microtubule binding; GTPase activity
Source: RefSeq, a predicted model, not a curated record
AAAACCCAUAAAAAGUGGUGUUAUUAUUCUAGACAUACCGCAAGUGCAAUGAGGCGAUCUCUAAGAUUGCCUAACUUCAGAACAAUAUUAGAAGAUAAGCCAUACAAAUACAGUUCGAAUAAAAUAUUUUAAUCAGACGUUCUUAUCUGAAAGAUCGGGCGUUUCACUCCAGUAUUAACAAAAUCAGUGACUCAGAGGUUCGCAGUGUUCUGUUCAUCGUGUGUGUACGUACCACUGGUUGUUGUAAAUAAAGAAGGCUGUGAUCGUUGUGUUAUUCACAAAUAUUCGCCAGUUAACAGUUGGAAACAAAUGUGAACGAAAGUGUGAAAAUGGCUGGCAAUACGGGUAUGGAACAGCUGAUUCCGAUAGUGAACAAGUUACAAGAUGCCUUUACUCAGCUCGGGGUUCAUUUAACUCUGGAUUUGCCACAGAUUGCUGUGGUGGGAGGACAGUCAGCGGGAAAAAGUUCCGUUUUGGAAAACUUUGUCGGCAGAGAUUUUCUACCGAGGGGAUCUGGAAUCGUAACGAGGAGACCUUUAGUUUUGCAACUUGUAUAUUCAAAAGUCGAAUAUGCUGAGUUUUUACACUGCAAAGGAAAAAAAUACACUGAUUUCGACGAGGUUAGAAAAGAAAUUGAGGCUGAAACCGACAGAGUUACCGGUAGUAAUAAAGGAAUAUCUAGUUUACCAAUUAGUUUAAGAAUAUAUUCACCAAAUGUACUGAAUAUAACAUUGAUCGAUUUACCGGGAAUGACAAAAGUCCCUAUAGGAGAUCAACCUACAGACAUAGAACAACAAAUUAGGAGUAUGAUUUUGCAAUUCAUCACGAAAGAAACGUGCCUUAUCUUAGCUGUUACUCCUGCAAACACUGACUUAGCAAACUCGGAUGCCUUACAAAUUGCCAAAGAGGUAGAUCCUCAAGGAGAUAGAACAAUCGGGGUCAUCACAAAGUUAGACAUCAUGGACGAAGGAACAGACGCUAGGUAUAUUUUAGAAAAUAAAUUGUUGCCCCUUCGAAGAGGGUACGUGGGGGUAGUGAACCGAUCCCAGAAAGAUAUAAAUGGUCAAAAGGAUAUUAAACUUGCCAUUGAAGCAGAACGCAAAUUCUUUUUGAGCCAUCCUGCUUACCAUCACAUAGCAGAUAAACUAGGGACGCCUUAUUUGCAGAAAACAUUGAACGAACAAUUGACCAACCACAUUCGUAAUACUUUACCAGCUCUGAGGGACAAGCUCCAGAAGCAACUAAUGUCUUUGGAAAGAGAAUUGGGCGAUUUCAAAAAUUUCAGCCCGGAUGAUCCAAGUGUCAAGGCCAAAGCUAUGUUACAGAUGAUCCAACAGUUCGCUCUCAGUUUCGAAAAAGUCCUGGAAGGAUCAGGAUCAGACGAAGUAAACAUGACUGAACUUUCCGGCGGCGCAAAAAUCAACUGUAUCUUUCACGAAAAAUUCCCCUUCGAAAUAGUCAAAAUGGAAUUCGAUGAGAGCGAAUUACGCAACGAAAUCGCCAUCGCUAUAGCUAACAUUCACGGAAUUAGGAUUGGUCUGUUUACUCCAGAUUUAGCAUUUGAUGCUAUAGUGAAAAAGCAGAUAGCACGGCUGAAAGAUCCUUGUUUGAAAUGUGUCGAUAUGGUUAUAACGGAGCUUCUGAAUAUCAUUCAUUCGUGUAGUGAACAGAUGUCUCGGUUUCCACGUUUACGGGAAGUAGUGGAAAGAAUUAUAAAAACUCAUGUCAGGAAAAGAGAACAAGUAUGCAGAGAUCAACUAGUAACUUAUAUCAAUUGUCAGUUAUCUUAUAUGAACACCAAUCACGAGGACUUCAUAGGAUUUGCAAAUGCAGAGAACCAAGCAAAAAAGUCCACUUCGGUCCACAACGACAAUCUGGGCAAUCAGGUCAUUCGCAAAGGUUACAUGAUUUUGCAAAACCUCAGUAUUAUCAAAGGAAGAAGUUUCUGGUUCGUCCUGUCGUCCGAUAAUCUGGCGUGGUACAAAGACGAAACUGAAAAAGAAAUUCAGUACAUCCUGCCGCUGAAUAAAUUGAAGAUAAGAGACGCAGAAAGUGGAUUCAUGACGAGAAAACCGACAUUUGCUCUAUUCUAUCCAAGCGGUGCUAAUGUUUACAAGGAUUAUAAACAAUUGGAAUUGGGUUGCAACUCAAUAGAUGACAUGGACUCAUGGAAAGCAUCUUUUCUGAGAGCAGGUGUUUACCCAGAGAAAUCUUUGAAGAAUGGAGAACCAGAAGAGCAAUAUGAGGUGGUUCAAGAAAUAGACCCCCAACUCAAGAGACAAGUGGAAAUAAUAAGAAAUCUAGUUGACAGCUACAUGUCAAUUGUAACCAAAUCUACCAAAGAUUUAGUCCCAAAAGCCAUUACUUGUAUGAUUAUCAACAAUGCCAAAAAAUAUAUUUUUGAAGAACUCCUGAUUCAUGUUUAUGCUCACGAAGACCAGAUGGAUUUAUUAGAAGAAUCCCCGGAACAGGUUAAAAUGAGGGAAGAGAAAAUGGCGAUGUUCCAAGCGUGUAAAUCCGCUCUAGAUAUUAUAGGAGAUUGUUCCAUGAAUAUAUCGACCAAAGGAACGAGGGAGGUAGAAAACGAGAGAAUAUAUUCAUCGAAACCAACAACGGCGGGGCCUACGUCUUAUGCUACAAAGAAAAGUAAUAUUUUUGAACAAUAG